AAGUAAAGCGCGCGGCAGACGGUCUUCGCGCGUCGAGCUCACCGGUCGCUCUUUCACGGUCACGCCUCUGUCGUUGUUACUAGUCGACAUUCCGCGGACGAGGAACGAGGAACGGCUUAUAUACGGCAACUCCGAAGAUUCGGAUCGACUUUCGAUCACAUUGAUCGCGCGUUCCCCCGCGACUCGCGCUCGCGUCGUUAAAAUCAGAUCUCGCGUCGUUUCCGAUUCGGCGAUUCUACGAGUUUUUUGUGUUUCAUCACCGCACCGCGGUUUGCGAAACAACCUGAAGUUCGCCGACUUGGAGGAAUUUGGUUCGCGACAGUGUUUUCUUUUGUCUGUGAUGUGCACGAGAGCUACGAGCGGCAGCGGCAGCGGCAUCAGGAUGACGACGUUCACCAUCACCGUCUGGGCCUGUAUCAUCGCCGUGCUGUGUUCAUCGAUUGUUGAAGUAAAAUCGAAUAUGUUCAUAAACACCGAGCCAAAAGGAGAUACGGCUGUACGAGUCGGCGAACCUUUACAAAUUCUCUGCACCGCUCCACAAGAGAUUCGUUUUUGCCGUGUAGAAAUACCUGGCGAGGGUAGCAUGCUGCUAACCCCGGCAGAUACCUCGGAAGACAGAGAUGGCAACAUCGAAUAUUAUGGAAAAGGAUUUAGUAUUGGCGAAUGCGGCGUCCGUAUCGCUAAAGUGAAAGAAAAUCAUCAUGGCAUCUUCAAAUGUUCUUUGACGUCCAAGAAGGAACGGCAAGAAGAAACUGCUUCUCUCAAUAUCAUCGUCGCGAAACCACCCGAAACUGUUGAGAUUUUCACGAAUUCGGGGAGUCUUGGCGGAAACACAUUUAGAAAAGGCGAGAAAUUGGAAAUUAGCUGCAAGGCUAAAUCUGGACGACCAGCAGCGAAUUUGACUCUGUUUCUCGACGAGGAGCCGAUUGGCGAAGAAAGGAUCUCUUACGAUAUGAACAUGAAUGCAGUAGCAAUGCAGAACGCUUCGCGCAGUUUAGAUUGGACAGAUAACGGCAGAAUGAUAAGAUGCAUAGCUAAUCACAUCGCUCUUGAUAGACCCAUAGAACAAACUAAGCCACUCGAAGUAUACUAUCCACCUCAAUCACAGCCGACUGUUGAACGUUUCGGAUACGUAAUUGGCAGACGGGGGAUCAUCAAUGUUACCGUUCAUGCGCAUCCUAGGCCGCGAUUUACAUGGCGAGUGAACAACGAAAGAAUUGAAGAAGGUCGUCCCGACGAGAGUAAUCGACUGGAAACUUCAACCGCCGUCGAUUUGGGGAAUGGAGCAUGGAGUGUAAUUCUGAUGAUCGACAGUGUUCAGAAAUCCGACACGGAAAAGGAGUACAUGUUGAUGGCGACCAACAAUGAGGGAUCGAAUGAAUAUCGUAUCGUUUUGUCGACAUCCUCAGAACCGGCGGGACCGCUCAGUAACCUCUAUGGCGUUGAUUUGGACGCUGGAUCCAUCAUUGGUAUCGUCGUGGGCGUUCUGGUGCUUUUACUCAUUAUUUUCCUCGUAAUCUUUGCACGCGCGACUGGCCGCUGGUGUUUUGCAGGUCGUUCGACUACCAGAAAUCUUGGGGAGUCAGACUUCGCGGAGCCAGCGACGGGCGUUAGUCUUCUUCAGCUCGGCAAAUCGAAAACUACGGCCGAUGUCGUUAGAAAAAGAAGUGACACAGAGAGCGCUGGCAGAUAUUCCCGAUCGGAAGUGGACGGAGCAUCAUCCCGAGGACAACGGAAACCGAGGAUCAAUCUCUCCCGAUUCUUUGGAAGGAACAAAGAUAAAGUGUCCGGCGCCGAUACAGACACCAUGAAAACUGUCGUUACCGUCGACGACGAGAAGCUUCAUACCGUUGAGCCGGCCGUGCAGGAAGGCAGAACGAAUCUUCCGACAGGUGAAGGUGGAAUAGUAUACGCAGAAUUAGAUCUUACGCAACAACAACAAGGUGUCACACCUCGCCGAAUUAAUGAGGACAAAACGGAAUAUGCUGAAAUCUUGUACACGAAACCAGAAACCGAAGAAACAGCGGAUAAAUAAUUGCAUUUCCACAAAAACAAUUAAGACGAUUGUGUGUUUCUCCUUUUACGUUUCAAGACGACUUCAAAUGUUUAAAAAAAAUUGAUGUGUUUUGAUAGAUAAAACGAAAGUAAAAUAGAUAGAUAUUUUGAAAUGCGAGAAAUAUUUCAAGGCUUUUAUUGUUCGUUAUUGAUUUUUUUUUUAUAAUUAUUACGAUCGUUAUUUACGCAUUCACAUAUAUGAAAAUGAACACGGUCGGCGUUUCUCGUUAAUCAAAUCCUCAUUACAUGUCUCCGUACGUGUCUCCGUACGUGUGAUAAUUUAUUGUACGGUAAAUAACUUUAUGAUACCUCAGUGCUUCGAUUUAUUAUUCAACAUUGCGUCUACACAACUGGUCAUUAUCGAAUUCGGGAGCAAGAUCUUUACUAACUGGAACGACCGGAAAUUAUAAUAAUGUUGCUCCGUGCAAUUAUUAUAUACAAAUUUAUAACAUGUCACAAAAAGUUAUAUGCAAAUAUGCAAACGACAUUAUUUAUUACUAUUCUUUCGUAAUUUGCAUUUGUAUUUCCAUUAAUGAAAAUUUCAUGGAAGAUAUGAUCUUAGUCUAAUCAUUU
Messenger RNA from Trachymyrmex septentrionalis, 2628 nucleotides. RefSeq names its product fasciclin-3 (gene Fas3). The transcript has 12 exons. NCBI's taxonomy places the organism in Eukaryota, Metazoa, Arthropoda, Insecta, Hymenoptera, Formicidae. Bases 341 to 2035 code for a protein of 564 amino acids. The record is from RefSeq and is a predicted model, not a curated record.